Messenger RNA from Pongo pygmaeus (Bornean orangutan), 2049 nucleotides. RefSeq names its product interleukin 7 (gene IL7). Gene Ontology annotation, molecular function: growth factor activity; interleukin-7 receptor binding. Gene Ontology annotation, cellular component: extracellular region. The record is from RefSeq and is a predicted model, not a curated record. Lineage: Eukaryota; Metazoa; Chordata; Mammalia; Primates; Hominidae. Bases 577 to 1110 code for a protein of 177 amino acids. Gene Ontology annotation, biological process: immune response. The transcript has 6 exons.
GUCGUCCGCUUCCAAUAACCCAGCUUGCGUCCUGCACACUUGUGGCUUCCGUGCACACAUUAACAACUCAUGGUUCUAGCUCCCAGUCGCCAAGCGUUGCCAAGGCGUUGAGAGGUCAUCUGGAAAGUCUUUUACCCAGAAUCGCUUUGAUUCAGGCCAGCUGGUUUUUCCUGCGGUGAUUUGGAAAUUCGCGCCCUCCUCUGGUCCUCAACCAGGUGCGCGGGAAGCAGGUGCCCUGGAGAGAGGGGAUAAUGAAGAUUCCAUGCUGAUGAUCAUAAAGAUUGAACCUGCAGACCAAGCGCAAAGUAGAAACUGAAAGUACACUGCUGGCGGAUCCUACGGAAGUUAUGGAAAAGGCAAAGCGCAGAGCCACGCCGUGGUGUGUGCCGCCCCCGCUGGGAUGGAUGAAACUGCAGUCGCGGCGUGGGUAAGAGGAACCAGCUGCAGAGAUCACCCUGCCCAACACAGACUCGGCAACUCUGCGGAAGACCAGGGUCCUGGGAGUGACUAUGGGCGGUGAGAGCUUGCUCCUGCUCCAGUUGCGGUCAUCAUGACUACGCCCGCCUCCCGCAGACCAUGUUCCAUGUUUCUUUUAGGUAUAUCUUUGGACUUCCUCCCCUGAUCCUUGUUCUGUUGCCAGUAGCAUCAUCUGAUUGUGAUAUUGAAGGUAAAGAUGGCAAACAAUAUGAGAGUGUUCUAAUGGUCAGCAUCGAUCAAUUAUUGGACAGCAUGAAAGAAAUUGGUAGCAAUUGCCUGAAUAAUGAAUUUAACUUUUUUAAAAGACAUAUCUGUGAUGCUAAUAAGGAAGGUAUGUUUUUAUUCCGUGCUGCUCGCAAGUUGAGGCAAUUUCUUAAAAUGAAUAGCACUGGUGAUUUUGAUCUCCACUUAUUAAAAGUUUCAGAAGGCACAACAAUACUGUUGAACUGCACUGGCCAGGUUAAAGGAAGAAAACCAUCUGCCCUAGGUGAAGCCCAACCAACAAAGAGUUUGGAAGAAAAUAAAUCUUUAAAGGAACAGAAAAAACUGAAUGACUUGUGUUUCCUAAAGAGACUACUACAAGAGAUAAAAACUUGUUGGAAUAAAAUUUUGAUGGGCACUAAAGAACACUGAAAAAUAUGGAGUGGCAAUAUAGAAACACGAACUUUAGCUGCAUCCUCCAAGAAUCUAUCUGCUUAUGCAGUUUUUCAGAGUGGAAUGCUUCUUAGAAGUUAUUGAAUGCACCAUGGUCAAAAUGGAUUAGAGCAAUUGAGAAAUGCAUAUUGUAUUACUAGAAGAUGAAUACAAACAAUGGAAACUGAAUGCUCCAGUCAACAAACUAUUUCUUACAUAUGUGAACAUUUAUCAGUCAGUAUAAUUCUGUGCUGAUUUUUGUAAGACAAUCCAUGUAAGAUCAGUUGCAAUAAUACUUUUCAAACCUGUUUAAAUAUUUCAAGACAUUAAAUCUAUGAAGUAUAUAAUGGUUUCAAAGAUUCAAAAUUGACAUUGCUUUACUGUCAAAAUAAUUUUAUGGUUCACUAUGAAUCUAUUAUACUGUAUUAAGAGUGAAAAUUGUCUUCUGUGCUGGAGAUGUUUUAGGGUUAACAAUGAUAUAUGGAUAAUGCCCAUGAGAAUAAGAGAGUCAUAAACCUUAAGUAAGCAACAGCAUAAUAAGGUCCAAGAUACCUAAAAGAGAUUUCAAGAGAUCUAAUUAAUCAUGAAUGUGUAACACAGUGCCUUCAAUAAAUGGUAUAGCAAAUGUUUUGACGUGAAAAAAGGACUAAUUCAAAAAAAUAAAAUAAAAUAAAAAUAAAUUCACCUAGUCUAAGGAUGCUAAACCUUAGUACUGAGUUACUUUGUCAUUUAUAUAGACUAUAACUUGUCCAAAUAAGUUUGCAAUUUGGGAGGUAUAUUUUUAAGAUAAUAAUAUAUGUUUACCUUUUAAUUAAUGAAAUAUGUGUAUUUAAUUUUGACACUAUAUCUGUAUAUAAAAUAUUUUCAUACAGCAUUACAAAUUGCUUACUUUGGAUAACAUUUCUCCUUUGAUAAAAUAAAUGAGCUAUGUAUUAACAC